UAAAGCCUUGACAUCCAAGAGGCGGCUCCGGUACCCCCCUUUCUCUGCCCCCCCCUCCUCGCCGUUCUCGCCCCCGAGCCGCGGCCAUGGACCCAGCAGAUUCGGCCUGUCCUGGCCCAGCUCGACAUCUGAUUUCGGUGAGGUGACUGUUCCAGCUGCCAGAGUAAACGUGCCAGCCUGGGUGAGGACAGAGACUGGGCAUGAUGUCAGAGGCCAUGGACCAGCCAGCCGAGAGUCCUGGAAACCUGAGGCCGGAGUCCAUUGGUGAUGACAGCAUGGAGUCCAGCACCUGCCAGGAGCUUCUGCACCGACUUCGGGAGUUGGAGGCAGAGAACUCAGCACUUGCCCAGGCCAAUGAGAACCAGCGGGAGACUUAUGAGCGCUGUCUGGAUGAGGUUGCAAACCAUGUGGUGCAGGCACUGCUGAACCAGAAGGACCUGAGGGAGGAAUGCAUCAAGCUGAAGAAGAGAGUGUUUGACCUGGAACGGCAGAACCAGAUGCUGAGCGCCUUGUUUCAGCAGAAGCUCCAGCUCACGACUGGCUCCCUCCCCACCCAGAUCCCACUCACUCCACUCCAGCCACCAUCAGAGCCACCAGCCUCCCCUUCCCUGAGUGCUGCUGAAGGACCAGCCACUUCACUGCCUCUAGGGCGCUGUGCUGGACAGAGAGAGGUGUGUUGGGAGCAGCAGCUGCGGCCAGGAGGCCCAGGCCCCCCUCCUGCCCCACCCCCAGCACUGGAUGCUCUGUCCCCGUUUCUUCGGAAGAAAGCCCAGAUUCUGGAGGUGUUACGAGCACUGGAAGAGACGGACCCUUUGCUUCUGUGCUCACCUGCUACCCCCUGGCAGCCUCCAGGCCAGGGGCCCAGCUCUCCAGAGCCUAUCAAUGGCGAGCUGUGUGGCCCACCCCAGCCUGAGCCCUCACCCUGGACUCCCUAUCUGCUUCUGGGCCCAGGCAGCCUGGGGGGCGUGCUGCACUGGGAGCGCCUUUUGGGGGCCCCGGGAGAGGAAGAGAGUUCUGGGAAACCUUGGGGCCCUACUAGAGCUCCACCAGCAGCUCAGGGUCCUAGCUCUGGCCCACACUGUGCCCCAGGCAGCAGCUCUUCCUCCUCUUCUGAUGAGGCAGGUGACCCUAAUGAGGCGCCCAGCCCUGACACCCUACUGGGUGCCUUGGCCCGCAAGCAAUUGAACCUGGGCCAACUCCUUGAGGACACGGAGACUUACCUACAGGCCUUCCUAGCUGGGGCAGCUAGCCCACUCAAUGGGGGACACCCAAGUCCUGGGCUGCCAGCCUCCCCAGACCAGGGCCCCUCUCAGCUGUCUAAGCCCAAAGGCCUCCCAAAGUCAGCUUGGGGUGGGAGUACCCCAGAAGCCAACAGGCUAGGCUUUGGUGCUACCUCAGAGGGUCAGGGGCCCCUCCCUUUUCUCAGCAUGUUUGUGGGUACAGGAGAUGCCCCACUGGGCUCGAGACUUGGCCACCCCCCUUCCUCAUCUCAGGUGAAAAGCAAGCUCCAAAUUGGGCCCCCUUCUCCUGGAGAAGCCCAGGGACCUGCCCUUCUGCCCUCUCCAGCCAGAGGUCUCAAGUUCCUCAAGCUGCCGCCAGCCUCAGAGAAGAUCCCAAGCCCAGGAGGCCCCCAGCUCAGCCCCCAACUCCCCCGAAAUUCCCGAAUCCCCUGCCGCAACAGUGGUUCGGAUGGCAGCCCUUCCCCACUACUAGCCCGCAGGGGCCUGGGGGGAGGAGAGCUGUCCCCAGAGGGGGCACAGGGCCUGCCUACCAGCCCUUCAGCCUGUUCCACGACCCCGGACUCUGCACAACUGAGACCCCCGCAGUCAGCCUUGUCCACCACCCUGUCCCCAGGACCAGUGGUGUCUCCCUGCUAUGAGAACAUUCUGGACCUUUCUCGGAACACUUUUAGGGGGCCUUCCCCAGAGCCGCCUCCAUCGCCCCUGCAGGUGCCCACCUACCAACAAUUGACUCUGGAGGUGCCACAGGCCCCUGAAGUCCUCAGAAGCCCUGGCGUCUCCAGCCCUUGCCUCCCGGAAUCCUGCUCCUAUGGGAGCCCCCAGGAGAAGAACCUGGAAAAGGCAGGCUCAGAGUCUCCCCACCCUGGCCGCAGGACCCCUGGCAGCUCAUCCAAGAAGCUCAGUCAGGGGUCAGGGCGGCGGCCCGGGGAUCCCGGCUACACACCUCUGCGGGACAGAUUGGCAGCCCUUGGGAAACUAAAGACAGGCCCCGAGGGGCCCAUGGGCCCAGAGAAGAAUGGGAUGCCAGCCAGACCUGGCACUGAGAAAGCUCGGGGACCAGGGAGGUCAGGGGAGAACACUGGAGACAUGGUACCCUCCACCACCAGACCCCUUGAGCAGCCAGACUCUAAGGGAGUCCUUCGGGGAACAGUGGCCUUAGGCACAAACAGCCUGAAGCAGCAGGAACCUGGACUUGGGGAUCCUGGGGCCCCUCGGGUCUACUCAUCCCACUCCAUGGGGGCCCGGGUGGACCUGGAACCUGUCUCACCAAGGAGCUGCCUCACCAAAGUAGAGCUGGCCAAGAGCCGACUGGCAGGGGCCCUGUGCCCUCAGGUGCCCCGUACUCCUGCUAAAGUGCCAACCUCAACCCCCAGCCUUGGCAAGCCCAACAAAAGCCCUCACAGCAGCCCUACAAAGCUACCCUCCAAGUCCCCUACCAAGGUGGUACCCCGACUUGGGGCCUCCCCAGUCACUAAGGAACCUCCCAAACCUGACAAGGGGAAGGUCCCACCUUGGGCAGAUUGUGGCAGCUCCACGGGACAGCCCACAUCCCCAGUACCUGGCCCCACUGACCCAAACCAAGGCCCUGAAGGGCCAGCCCUACACUCAGCCAUUGAGGAGAAGGUGAUGAAGGGCAUUGAGGAGAAUGUGUUGCGGCUUCAAGGCCAGGAACGGGCACCAGGCUCUGAGGCCAAGCAUCGUAACACCAGCAGUAUUGCCAGCUGGUUUGGCCUUAAGAAGAGCAAGUUGCCAGCCCUGAACCGCCGUACAGAGACCACUAAGAAUAAGGAAGGAGCUAGUGGGGGCUCCCCACUUCGGAAGGAGGUCAAGGUGGAAGCCCGAAAGUUAGAAGCUGAGAGCCUCAACAUCUCCAAGCUGAUGGCUAAGGCAGAAGACCUGCGUCGGGCCUUGGAGGAGGAGAAGGCCUACCUGAGCAGCCGGGCUCGUCCACGGCCUGGGGGCUCAGCCCCAGGACCUAGCCCUGGUCUGGGGCAGGUGCAGGGCCAGUUGGCUGGCAUGUACCAAGGGGCAGACACCUUCAUGCAACAGCUGCUCAACAGGGUGGAUGGCAAGGAACUGCCACCUAAGAGCUGGCGGGAGCCCAAGCCUGAGUAUGGGGACUUCCAGCCAGUGUCCACUGACCCCAAGAGCCCCUGGCCAGCCUGCGGGCCCCGGAAUGGCCUGGUGGGCCCACUUCAGGGCUGUGGGAAAACACCUGGAAAGCCCAGCAGUGAGCCAGGCAGGCGGGAGGAGAUGCCCUCAGAGGACAGCUUGGCAGAGCCAGUGCCCACUUCACACUUCACAGCUUGUGGCUCCUUGACUCGAACCUUGGAUAGUGGCAUUGGGACCUUCCCACCCCCAGACCAUGGCAGCAGUGGGACCCCCGGCAAGAAUCUUCCCAAGACCAAGCCAGCACGAUUGGAUCCCCCACCAGGGGUGCCCCCAACUCGGCCAGCAGCCCUCACCAAAGUCCCUCGCCGUGCCCACACACUGGAGCGGGAGGUGCCAGGUAUAGAGGAGCUGCUGGUGAGCGGGCGGCACCCCAGCAUGCCAGCCUUUCCUGCACUACUCACUGCUACUCCCAGCCACCGUGGCCACCCAACCUGUCCCGAUGAUCCUUGUGAAGACCCAGGCCCUGCCCCUCCUAUCCAGCUGGCCAAGAACUGGACCUUCCCCAACACCAGGGCAGCUGGCAGUUCUGCUGACCCCUUCCUGUGUGCACCCCGACAGCUAGAGGGGCUACCCAGGACCCCCAUGGCUCUGCCCGUGGACCACAAGCGAAGCCUGGAGCCCAACCGCCCAUCCUCUACGCCCCAGGGCCCAGCAUUUGGGGGCAGUCGCACCCCCAGCACGUCAGACAUGGGUGAAGAAGGCAGAGUGGCCAGUGGGGGCGCUCCAGGGCUGGAGACCUCAGAGUCUCUCAGUGACUCUUUAUACGACUCGCUGUCCUCCUGUGGGAGUCAGGGCUGAGGGGGCUGUGCCCACCACAGCUGUGCCCCUCCCAGGCCCCUCUGGAGCUGGGGACUAAAUAGACUGGACCUACACUUCAUACUCCACUCCAGUGGAGCCAGUGGAGGACCCCCCCCCCAUUAAGGGACCAAGGAGGCAUGUGGAUAAGAAGAUGACCGGAGUCCCUGGCAUACCCCACCGCUGCUGUGGAUGAGAUUUACCACACUUAGCUCAGGGAGAGACCCUAUCCUCCGUCCUUUCGAUCACCCAGAGUCAAGCUCUUCUUUAAGGGAAUAGGGGUUCAAGGCCACUAUAUCCCAGCUCCCACUUCAGGCUGAGCCAUCUUGAGGUGCUGGGCUUCCUGCCCGCCAGCUGUGCCAUCUCUGCCCAUCCUGGCUGCUCUCCUCUCCCAAAGUCCCCCACCAUGGGGUUGUUCUGAAGGCCCUGUGCUGGUGGAAUUUGGGGGGAGGGGGGACAAAUUGCCUUCUCUCUCUGCCCUGGUCCUCCUUGCUGUCUAAACGGUGCUGCCCUCCCUACCCCAUGUCUUGGGGUCUUGUUUGUCUGUCUUUUUGUUCUUUUGUUUUUGUUUGUUUGUUUAAAUAUUAAAGCGCCUGGCCAAGUCCCCAAACCCCAACCCGCACUGCGGUUAAUUUAUCUGUUGUUAAAAACAUGGCUGCUCUGCUUCCAGCCUCAGCUUCUGCAGUAUCCCUAAUAAAAUGUGGAGGCU
Molecule: messenger RNA, 4917 nt
Organism: Dipodomys spectabilis (banner-tailed kangaroo rat)
Lineage: Eukaryota; Metazoa; Chordata; Mammalia; Rodentia; Heteromyidae
Gene: Nckap5l
Product: NCK associated protein 5 like
Exons: 13
Coding region: 201-4211 (1336 amino acids)
Biological process (GO): microtubule depolymerization; microtubule bundle formation
Cellular component (GO): microtubule plus-end
Source: RefSeq, a predicted model, not a curated record